AUGGAACCUUCCGCAGCCCUUCCUGAUGACGGGGACCACCUGUACACACUUCCAAUGUUUGAUAUCAGACCCUGGGAGCGAGUGUAUGAGGUCCGUAUGGCCCGUGAGGGAUAUCUCUAUGGGCCACCUUUGCUUGGGAACACAUCGUUCUUUCCCACCGGGGUGCUGGGGGAUGCCAUGGUGGCCCGAGAUAAGGCUGCGUGGUUCCGUGAUGUAGAAUAUGUCAGCAACAAUGUGUACCCCGAGUGGGACAAGGCAGCCACAGCACUGGCAAAGGCGGGAGGUAUACAAUCUCUCUCCAGCUACGCAGUUAUCUACGAGGACCAAUGGGCCUCCACCUUGCCGGACGGGGUUGCCUCCGGUAUGCUGACAAACUGGACCCAGGACCUGCUGUUCUCUAUGGAACGGCUCUCAAUCAAUCCCUAUGUUGUUCGACGUCUUCACCCGCGCAAGGACCGGCUCCCCUUUGCGGUAGAUGACAGAGUGGUGCAGCACCUGGCGGCAGGAAGUACCCUUGAGGCCCUCCACCGUGACGGGCGUCUUUUCUUCGCCAAUCAUUCAUACCAGGCGCCGUAUCCCAAGACUCCUGAACGUUGGACAGCGGCUUGCACUGCCUACUUCUUCAUCCAUCCCCGCUCCGGCGCCUUUCUCCCUCUGGCCAUCAAGACCAACAUGGGGAGUGACCUCACAUAUACCCCGAUGGAUGAGACAAAUGACUGGCUGUUUGCGAAGAUGGCUUUUGAGAUGAACGAUCUGUUCCACUCGCAGCUGUACCACCUUGCAAAUACGCAUGACGUGGCGGAACCCGUCCAUCAGGCGGCCUUGCGGACCAUGAGCGCUCGUCAUCCUGUCCGGGGAUACCUCGAUCGCCUGAUGUAUCAGGCGUAUGCAGUCCGCCCUAUCGGAGAGGAAUUCCUCUUCAACGAUGGGGGUUUCUACGACAGUUCAUUUGCGCUUCCAAACUGGGCUGGCAAGAAGUUCGCGACAGAUGCCUACUGGGAGCACGCGGGGCAUUUCAAGGCUACGAACUUCUACCAAGACCUGUUUGACCGCGGGCUGGUGGACUGCACUUAUGGACCCCGCUUGACCUCGUUCCCGUUCUAUGAGACAGUGGCACCCAUGGUGGAGGCUAUCGAGGACAUUACGCGAACAUUCGUGGAAUUGUAUUACCCAGAGGAGGCAUUAAUGGAUGUAGACAAUGAACUACAGGAUUGGAUCAUCGAGGCCACUGAAGCGGCCGAGGUUAUCGAUUUCGUGCCGGCUCCGAUGCGCGAGCCCGAGCAACUGAUCUCUGUGCUCUCACACAUGGCUUUCAUCGCAGGUAUUGCUCAUCAUGCCCUCAAUGGCGCGACGGUCGGCGAGGCCUCAGGGGUCCUCCCUCUCCACCCUUCCUCCUUCAACCGGCCCCUCCCUGAAGCCAAGGGGAGUAUCGAUUCCCUACUCCCCUGGUUGCAUAACGAGACCGAAGCGCUGAAACAGGCCUCCCUCCUUGUACGUUUUAACAGACCAUUGCUGGAUGUACAGGAGGGAAGCCUGCCUCAUAUGUUUUCAGGAUCCAGCUUCCUGGCGCGGACCGGGACCGCGAUUCAUCAUGCUGAGAGGAGGUUCCGGGAGAAGAUGUGGGCGAUUAGCGACGAGAUCCGGAUGAGGCAGUUUGACGAGAGGGGUCUGUCGCAGGGGAUGCCGUUCAUCUGGCGAUCGAUUGAUCCUCGAAAAAUUCCAUACUACUUGUGUGUGUAG
This is a messenger RNA of Aspergillus fischeri NRRL 181, 1740 nucleotides long. RefSeq names its product putative arachidonate 5-lipoxygenase. The transcript is spliced from 3 exons. The coding region runs from base 1 to 1740 and encodes 579 amino acids. Gene Ontology annotation, biological process: lipid oxidation. Gene Ontology annotation, molecular function: metal ion binding; oxidoreductase activity, acting on single donors with incorporation of molecular oxygen, incorporation of two atoms of oxygen. The record is from RefSeq and is a predicted model, not a curated record. NCBI's taxonomy places the organism in Eukaryota, Fungi, Ascomycota, Eurotiomycetes, Eurotiales, Aspergillaceae.